Messenger RNA from Plasmodium fragile, 2091 nucleotides. RefSeq lists its product as uncharacterized. The transcript has a single exon. The coding region runs from base 1 to 2091 and encodes 696 amino acids. The record is from RefSeq and is a predicted model, not a curated record. NCBI's taxonomy places the organism in Eukaryota, Apicomplexa, Aconoidasida, Haemosporida, Plasmodiidae.
AUGGAUGGUAAGGAAGGGUCCGUCAGCAAGAGCCAGGUCACCCAGCGGAAAGCGCAAGGUAGAAGUCAUGCGGGUGCGGUGGAAGAGAGGAGCAGCAGCGAGAAAGAAGGUAGAGGAAGCAGGGAUGGCAACGAAGGCAAAGGAGGAGCGCAGGAGAACGGCGACGCGCAAGGCAACGGCGAGGCAAACGGAGUGGAAGGGGAAAAGAUAAAAAUCAGCACGAAGAGUAUAGUCCUAUUCCAAGUGCUGCUCUUCCUAUUGUUUUUUUUUGUGCUCCUGAUCGGGUCAUUUAACUUCAGCUUUAAGCUUUUCCAAGUUAGGGAAAAGCACCUGUACGAGGUCCUGAACAGCAUAAAGGAUUUGCCGUCCUGUGGGUAUGCGCAUUAUGGCACAAAGGCUGAAGAGGGAGGAGGGCCCAUCAGACACGAAAACCCAGAUCAGUUAAUCAACUGCACUAAUGACCUUUCAAACGAAACCCUAAAUUUUAAAUACUAUUUCACACGAGGGAAACAUUACAAAAAGACGGAGAAUAAUAUACAGAAGAAGAAUGCAGAUAUAAAAAUAUUCAUAUGCUUAAAUAAAAAAAAAAAAUUAUUCCAUUUUACCAAUUUUUACGAUGCCAUGCUAAGGGCUAAAAAAUGUGUACUCAAAAUUGUUACCUUUUUUUUUAACGAAAUAUGGAACGCCUUGUUUGCUAAAGAAUUGGAUAACUCCAAUGCGGUAGAAACGGAGCACAUGUUGAAUGGCGAUUAUGUAAAGUUUGGUGGGGAGGUAGCUGCGACGUACGCCCGAUUCCACAAAUCAAUGCAUCUUACAAACUCGUAUAGGAAAAAGUACUACGUCGAUAUGGAGUCCCUGUUUUAUCUGUACCUGGAUGAUAUAUGCUACUAUCACGACUUCGCCUUGUGGGGGGGAACUCCACAACCGCAAGAGCAAAAGCGACAGGAAUACUCGGGGAAGAAGAAAGACAUCACUCUGUUGAUAAAACAUAUAAGCAAAUACUUGAAGGACGAAGUGCUGCUGAGCAUGCUACACACGUUGUACUUUGGUAUAUGCGUGGACGGCGCUGUUUUGGCUAACUCCACCCAUGGGGGGCAAAAAAACGUGAAACAAAAAGAAGAAAAAAAAAAAAAUCCGCCCGUGUACAUAAGCAAUGCACACAUUUUGGAAGACAUAAAAACGUAUGAAGGUUACUACGAAGUGUACCACAAAAUGGAGAAAAUGCGAAACACAAGUAGGUACACCAUUUUUCUGAGCAGAAUAAGGAAUAAAAUAAAAACGAUAGCAAAUUUGAAGAGCCUAAAUGGAUGUUUCAAAAACUACAUAGCAAAUUUAAAAACAAUUCCUUUUUAUUUCUUUUUGGAUGAUUUUUUCGACACCCCAUGUUAUGUGUACAACAAAUUAAUUAGCAACAUCUUGCGAUAUUAUUACAAAGGAAUAUUUCUCUACUUCAUAAUUCUUCUGGGAUGCAUUCACGUAUUUUUUUCUCCCUUCCCAAUUACGCUGGUACACUUUCGGAGAUUUUUUAUUUAUUUUUUAAUAAUCAUGUAUCGCCUGUUCAUUCUGUAUUUUAUCCCAUCCAUAAUUCAAUACAUUAUUUAUAAAUUUCACUACUUCAAAGAUGAGGAACACAUGCAUAUCUUUGAUUACUCAGAUCACGUAAUUUUAUUUUCCACUCUCUUGUUUAUUAUAUCUCUUGAGACAAAGGCUAUUGAGUAUACCAUCAGACAUCAGAAGGACAGCUCGGAUUACUUCCAUUUUAAGUACAACAGAAAAUUGUGUGUGUUGUUAUUAAAAUUCAUUUUGUUUUAUUACUACGUUCUUAUUUUUUUUUUCCUUUACACAAGUUAUUUUACUUCGAAAUAUUUCCAUACCACCAAUGAAAUUUUCGUUGCUUAUUUUUUUUCCACAUUUUCCAUAUUUUUUAUUUUUUAUUUUUGUUUAUAUAAAAAUUAUUUCAGUUUUUACAGCAUAGGAAUUACUUCCUAUGUGCAAAAGAAUGCCCUCCAUGGUCCCGCCCACUCGUUUCACGCGUCCCCCUACAUUUACAGCGCGUACGCCUCCCUGCGGGACAAGUUCCCCGUGGAGUGA